Tarenaya hassleriana is the source of this 2215-nucleotide messenger RNA. RefSeq lists its product as uncharacterized. The transcript has 4 exons. Bases 64 to 2103 code for a protein of 679 amino acids. NCBI's taxonomy places the organism in Eukaryota, Viridiplantae, Streptophyta, Magnoliopsida, Brassicales, Cleomaceae. The record is from RefSeq and is a predicted model, not a curated record.
CCUGCGGUUUUGUAAGAGGUGAAAGAAAGUGGGUAUCAGAAAGGAGAAGCCUUUCUGCCAGAAAUGGGAAGAAACUGGUACAGGCUCGGCGGCGGUAACGGCGUCAAGGACGUUAACGGCGGCGGCGGCGGCGGUGGUGAUGGAAGAGGAAGAGAAGUUUCCUCGUAUAACUCAACGAGAAAAAUCAGAAGACACGAGAGCCGCAAUACUCACAGUAGAAAUGCAGCUUCUGGUUGCAUGGCUGCUCUGUUCCAAUUCUUGGAUUUCCACCAUUUUUACUUUCCUUCACAUCACCACCAUCCCACCAUUGAUUCUCUCCCCGAGCAUCCAAAAGGGUUGCAGCCACCAAGAAACAGCUUGGAGUUAACGGAGGAGCCUCCCUUUUCAUCAACCUGCAAGGACAGGGACAGAGAAAUUGUGAAUAUCCCAAUGGGCAUUAGAGUGAAAACAGAUGCUGGAGACUCAAGAUUGAAACUCAGACCUCUGGCCAUGGAAACAUCAUUUUCUUCGUCUAAAAUGGGCACUUCUCCGGGCACCAAGACACCAAGUUUGGUGGCUCGACUAAUGGGUCUCGAUCUUCUUCCUGAUCACAUAAACCUUAAUCAUUCAUCACCAGGCCUUCAUGCAAUGUCAAGUCACAGAACAAAAAGUAGAUUACCCGCCCAUAAACUCUCCUUGAAUGGCAAAACCACUGGGACUAGGUCCGUUCCCGAGAGCCCCAGGGUCUCCUCUGCUCGGAAAUCGGACUUCGACAUUCAUCGCCUCUCUCUUCAGCUAAACAAAGAGAAUAAGCACGAGGAAUUUGGGUUUUCGAGACCGAAAGAGUUGACGCGAGAAGAGGAGAGUCAGAGUCCCCGAGAUUAUGCCAAGCAGAUACUGAAUCAAAUUAAGGAGAGGGUGAUCACCAGGAGAGUUGGUAUGGAUAUAACGAGCACAGUCAAGAACAGAGAGGCAGAGCCAGGAAGAAAGGACUGCGAACUUAGGAGAAACUCUCCAAUUUCUUGCUCACCAAGAGACAGAUUCCCAGAAAAGGAAAAUAAACCAAGCAUCAAUCAGAGAGAUCUAUCCCCGUCUAUGGCAAGAACGGAUCAAAUCCCUCAGCACCAUAAGAUACCCCCAAGGGUAGAAGAAAGUCUGAAAAGAGUGAAACAUCAGCAGGUGAGAUCCAUCAAGAGAUACAAGGAGGAGAAUGGUGAAACAAUGUCAAAUCCAAUAUCAAAAAGGCCUUCUCUAACAUCCGGCGGCAUUCGGAACAAGCAGGAAGAGAUCUUCUUUAUGACAUCAAGAAACUCGAAAGCCGAUUGCUAUAAUCAUCAGAGAAACAAGAAGAAAACCCAUGUUUUGAAUGAUCUUACAAACAUCUCUGCGCCAUCAACUGUCCCUGUGAAGAAAAUCCCUUCUCCUGCCACAAAACUUCCUCAGAAACAGUCUCGAGGACCGGAACGGAGUUCAAAGCCCUUAAUACGCUUCAAUCAAACGUACAAACACAAGGAGAUUCUCCUGCAAGUAGCUCGAAACCCAGAUUUGGACGAGACAACCGCCAUUGCAGCCACCUCCACAGCUACAGGAGGAACCAAAGUCGAAAACGAGUACGCCACCAGAAUAUUGAGCUACACAGGCAUAACAGACACCGACUCACCCGUUUCCUCUGCAAAAUUGUCCUCCGAACGUUAUCCGCUAGAUCUUUCUAUUUUCCGAAGCCUUGAGCAUUCAGGACAAAGAAUGUCUGGAUCAUUGAGUUUACCGUGCAAUCGGAGACUGUUGUUCGAUCUGGUGAACGAGAUUAUGGUCGGUAUCCUCAAUCCGCACACGAAACAUCGCCGGAACUACAAUGGGUCGGAACUCGUCAGAAAAAUUUGUUUAUCCAUAGAAAAUUACACACGACCGAGUUUCCCAAAUCCAGAAGAGAUAGAUACUUUGUUCUCCGGGAAUCUGCCGGAGACGAAGAAAGCUGAAGAAGGAGAAGGAGAAGGAAUCGUCGCAGAGAUUGAGCGGGAAAUCGUCGACGCUCUCAUGGAAGAAACGACGUCGGAUUUUAACUUGUACACGACGAAUAGAAACGGCGUCGUAUUAGGAAGACGAAUAAAAACGAUAUCGUUUUAGGUUCUAAAGUUGUUGAGCCAUAUUAGCCGUCAGAUCUAGGACUGACAUAUGUGUCGCCUUGUUAUUGGUGAAGAAUAUAUUAUAUAAUAUGCCUUCGAUUGUGAUGUUUGAC